This is a messenger RNA of Hibiscus syriacus, 796 nucleotides long. RefSeq names its product probable steroid-binding protein 3. Lineage: Eukaryota; Viridiplantae; Streptophyta; Magnoliopsida; Malvales; Malvaceae. The transcript has 2 exons. The record is from RefSeq and is a predicted model, not a curated record. Gene Ontology annotation, cellular component: membrane; endomembrane system. Bases 162 to 704 code for a protein of 180 amino acids.
GAACCACGAAGGUGGUGGUCGGUCGGGUGGGUCCAUUGGUGAAUUGGUCAAUCCUUUGGUAGGUGAACUUUGAUCCCCUUCAUCUUACAAAUUCCUGCAAAUAACUCGGAACAAAAGGAAACCCAGACUCGUCAGCCGGAGAAUUUCAAAGAGAAAUCAACAUGGGUAUUUAUUCGACGGUGAUGGAGACGGUGACGGAGGUUACAGGGUUAUCCCCGACGGCGUUCUUCACGAUCCUUGCGAUGAUGGUGGUUGUCUACAAUUUAGUGAGCGGCAUGUUUUUGGGUCCCGAAGAUUUCCGUCAAAAGGAACAAAAAGAGACGAUUCAGGUGGGAGAUAUUGCGGAAUCAGAGUUAAGGGCUUACGAUGGUUCCGACCCCAAAAAACCUCUCCUUAUCGCCAUCAAAGGCCAGAUCUACGACGUCUCUUCCUCCAAGAUGUUCUAUGGGCGUGGAGGUGCAUAUUCGAUGUUUACGGGGAGGGAUGCAAGUAGGGCGUUGGCGAUGUUGUCGUUCAAACCCGAAGACCUGACGGGGAACCUUGAAGGAUUGAGUGCCGAGGAGCUUGGUGUGUUGGAUGACUGGGAAUCUAAAUUCAUCGAAAAGUAUCCCGUUGUUGGUCGCCUUGAUACUUCCCUUAAUCCCUCUGAAAAUGGAGAUAAAGUCCAAUUUCUAGACAAUCAUAGAAAUGAACACAUCGAUUGAUAAUUGAGUUCAAGCUUAAAUACGUUUUGUUAUAACAAUUUGUGAUCAUGAUUCACAGUUCCUAAAGUUUUGGAUCAGGUCACAAUUAGUAU